GCGAAUUCAGCAAAAAAAAUUUUUUAAAAAAUUAGAAUUUAUUAUUUAUAACAAAUAUAAUAUAAAUUAGGGAACUGAUUCAGAUAUGAAUAGUAGUGAGCAGAAUGUGUCCGAUUCGUGGGAACAGUACGCAGAUGAAACAGAGCUUGAAAAAAGAUUAGAAAAGGAGAAAGUGAAACGUGAGCAAGAGGAAGAAAUGUCAGUGACAAGUCAAAAUGGAUUAGCACUUAAUGGUGGCAGUGAUGAUUUUAAGCCUAGGAUAUUACAAAGAUCACAGGCAAAAGGACAGCAGCAGAAUCAAAUAAAAAUAUUGAAAAGACCAGAAUCGUUAACGCCGUCAAGUUCAACUGGUAACUUACAGAAUAGCUCAAAGCCUCAAAUGAAGACAUUAGAACAAAGAGAAAAGGAGUAUGCGGAAGCGCGAAAAAGAAUAUUAGGAUCUGCUGAGACAUCUCCAAUCGAUCAGAAUCCAUUGAACAAGCCAGUGAUUUUUAACAAGGUAUCUCCAUCAUCGUCUUCUAAUAAUCUGCAAAAUUAUAAUAGUCAGCAAUACCAAUUCUCACAGCAACAACAGCAGCUACAGCAACAACAAAGAAUUCCUGAUAAUGUAAUAAGGGAACCGAAAGGACCUAGUAAUUUAAAUCCAGGAUUUAGGAUACGACGAUAGCUAAAUUCCAUAAAUUGUCAUAAAAACAUCAUACACAUUAUGAUUAACACUUUCCUUUCCUACUUACUUAUUAUGUUAAAAUUUGGAAAUUUACCUUAUUAUUUCAUUAUUAUGAAUUGAUUAUUUUUAUGAACUGUACAGAUUGAGAUAAACGACUUAUAUGACAUUU
This is a messenger RNA of Chironomus riparius, 836 nucleotides long. NCBI's taxonomy places the organism in Eukaryota, Metazoa, Arthropoda, Insecta, Diptera, Chironomidae. The record is from the annotation of a GenBank genome assembly.